CUCUCUCAUUCCAACAUGGCGCCACUAAAAUCGACUUCGAGUAUCAGUCAAAUCGAAAAGAGUAUCAGCGCAACAUUGUCAAACACGAUGGAGAAAGACCAUACUAACUACGAGAAAGUCGAUAAAGAGCUUGUUAAGUACAUUGCAGAUGCUCGAGUCACCAUUAGCCAAGAAAAAAAUGCCGAAUUACGCCGAAAAAUCGACCGGCGUAUUCUGGUACUCAUGAUAUUAACAUAUUUUUUGCAAGCCAUUGAUAAGGGUACAAUGUCUUUUGCUUCCAUUAUGGGUAUUAAGGAUGACACACAUUUAAGUCGGCAAGAUUAUAACUGGCUGACAACUUGCGUCUUCAUAACGAUCCUCAUUGUUGAAUACCCUCAAAAUUACAUACUUUCUAGAGUUCCAAUUGCCAAGUAUCUUGGAUUUAAUAUUAUCGCAUGGGGUUCCGUUCUAGCCUGCACUGCAGCCUGUACGAACUUUACAGGGCUCAUUGUGGUGCGCACUUUACUUGGCCUUUUUGAAUCAGUCUGUCAGCCAGCAUUUGUUAUCCUAUCUUCGAUGUGGUACAGGCGGGAGGAACAAGUUGCCCGUGUUACAUAUUGGUACAUGAUGAAUGGAGCACAACAAAUCGUUGGUGGCCUUCUAGCAUACUGUUUUAGCCUCAUCAAGACUGGCCCUUUACAGUCUUGGAAGUGGUUAUUCCUCAUCUAUGGGGCCAUUUCGAUUAUUUUCGGGCUGUUUGUUGUAUGGUGGAUGCCUGAUUCACCCAUGCGAGCCAAGUGUUUCAGCGAAGAAGACAAGACUCUCAUGAUUGAGAGAGUUCGAGAUAACCAAACUGGCAUUCAAAACCGAAAAUGGAAGAAAUACCAGUUCAUUGAAGGCUUAAAAGACCCUCAAAUCUGGGGUUAUUGUUUGAUACAAUUCUGCACGACUCUACCUACAUCUGGCCUUGGCGCUUUCCAAGGCAUCAUUAUUCAGGGUAUGGGAUUCACAGUACUACAGACUCAACUGCUCGCCAUGGUACUUGGAUUUUAUAUCAUUAUAGUGCUCCUGGGUUCGACUUGGUUAGUCAAGUUGACCAACCAAAACCUAUAUAUAAUGGGCGCAUUUGUCAUCCCAUCUUUCAUUGGUACUAUUUGCCUCAUGACAGUCCCUCUAGAUACCAGAAGCCAAAAGAUCGGACUUGUGGUCUGCUAUAAUAUUACUAUGUCUUUCUGGGCUUCUCAAACUUUGGCAUUAUCUCUGUUAUCGCGAAAUAUUGCUGGACAGACAAAAAAGAGCGUUGCUGUGGCUCUAAAUUUUAUUUUUUGGGCCACAGGCAAUGCAAUUGGUCCUCAGGUGUUUCUCUGGUGGAAUGCUCCUCGAUAUUUCAUCGCAUUCGCCACUCAUCUUGGAUGCUAUUCCCUCCUUGUUAUCGUAAUCUUCUCUUUGCGCUUUUAUCUAUCUUGGGAGAACAAGAAACGAGACAAUCUGGCCGCAACUGGAGUUCAACAGGCUCGAGAUGAGCGAAUGCUGCAUGCAUGGGAAGACUUGACGGAUAAGGAGAAUGUCAACUUUCGCUAUGCCUUUUAA
Messenger RNA from Trichoderma asperellum CBS 433.97, 1569 nucleotides. RefSeq lists its product as uncharacterized. Gene Ontology annotation, molecular function: L-cysteine transmembrane transporter activity. Gene Ontology annotation, biological process: transmembrane transport; L-cysteine transport. The record is from RefSeq and is a predicted model, not a curated record. NCBI's taxonomy places the organism in Eukaryota, Fungi, Ascomycota, Sordariomycetes, Hypocreales, Hypocreaceae. Gene Ontology annotation, cellular component: membrane.